AAUAAAAAGCAAUUUAGUUAAUAACAAAUUAGAAUGCGCUCGCGCACCAGAAGUCGCAGUCCACAAAGACGUCGUGAAAGGCGUGAGGAACGCUCUCGCUCCGACAGAAAUGUGAGCAACAAGCCGGUGCGCCGCCGGUCGCCCCAUCGCAGGAGCAGGUCCGUUUCCCAGGCACGCUCCCGCUCCGACAGACGAGUGAGCAACAAGCAGGAUCGCCGCCCGUCGCCACCUCGCUCUAAGGAGAGGGACAGACUUCGUCGCAAUUCACGCUCGCCCCAUUCAGGUAGAAAAAAUGAACGCGAGCGACGCCGCUCCCAGCAGAAAGUAUCAGCACCACGGCGUCGUCGCUCCCGCUCCCGUUCUCUAUCAUCGAGCAGCUCCUCGAGUGAGACCAGCAGUGAGGGGAGCAGCACCAGCAGCAGUGACCCCAGGUCCAACAGUGCUAGGGUACCGAAACUACCGCCCAAGGCUGUGGAUCGCUGGCCCAAUGACCGUUUCAGGGAAUAUAAUGAAAAGAGCAAAAAUCCCUUCAAAGGUUGGAUUUCUGGAGGCAAAAGCUUCAUGGACGAUCCAGCGGAGCCAUCUACCCGAUCAUCAAACUACAAAGGCCGUGGAGGCGGUGCGCCUUCCUAUUCUGACACCAGAGCUGGCGAUGCUCGUCGCGAACAACGUGUACGCAUUGGCGAGGAGGGCGUACCAGAGGUUUGGAGCAAGAGCCCGACACGGGCUGAGCUAGACGAUGUGAAACUUGUGAAGGGCUCCUACGUGGGUCCGAAGAAAAAGAAGAAGAAGAAGGGAAAGGGCAAGAAAAAGGAUAAGAAGUCAAAGAAGAAAUCCAAAAAGUCAAAGAAGAGAAAGAGCAAGAAAGAUUCGAGUUCCUCGGAAACAUCUUCAUCGGCGUCCAGCUCUGGGAGCAGCGAUUCCAGCGAUGAUAGCUCCUCCAGCGACAGCUCAAGCUCUGAAGGCGAGGACGGGGACGAGUGGCUGGAGAAGACGGCCGAGGGCAUUAAAAAACCAAAAAAGAAGUCUUCUGCCUCAAAAAAAGACAAGAAAAACAAAAAGAAGAAGCGCAAGUCUGACAAGGCUGCAAAGUCCAAGAAGUCAUCGUCCGGCGGAAGCAAAUCACGGUCCAAGGAUGGAGGCAACAACGACGAGGAUGUGGGUCCAUCACUGCGCCCUUCUGGCAGCUUAAACCAAAAGGAUUUCGGACGCGCACUGCUGCCAGGAGAAGGAGCCGCCAUGGCUGCCUACAUAGCCGAUGGCAAGCGCAUUCCGCGUCGUGGUGAAAUCGGCCUCACAUCCGAUGAGAUCGCCAACUUCGAAUCCGUGGGUUACGUGAUGAGCGGCAGUCGGCACCGACGCAUGGAGGCUGUGCGUAUCCGCAAGGAGAAUCAGCUGUACUCCGCGGACGAGAAGCGGGCCCUGGCUAUGUUCAGCAAGGAGGAGCGUCAGAAGCGGGAGAACAAGAUACUGUCCCAGUUCAAGGACAUGAUUCACUCAAAGCUCCAGGCCAAGGACAAAAAGUAGACGUACAGCAACUAUUAAUCCAAGGAAAAGACGGAAGUUGUAAAAAGAACAAAAACUUAUUUUCUUGUAAAAAUAAUGUAACAUUUAAAAAUAAAACACCCUGUUCCAUCCGCUGAAA
Messenger RNA from Drosophila persimilis, 1645 nucleotides. RefSeq names its product NKAP family protein CG6066. Gene Ontology annotation, molecular function: chromatin binding. Gene Ontology annotation, biological process: regulation of gene expression. The record is from RefSeq and is a predicted model, not a curated record. The transcript has a single exon. Bases 34 to 1527 code for a protein of 497 amino acids. Lineage: Eukaryota; Metazoa; Arthropoda; Insecta; Diptera; Drosophilidae. Gene Ontology annotation, cellular component: nucleus.